Messenger RNA from Dreissena polymorpha, 3043 nucleotides. RefSeq names its product forkhead box protein F1-like. Gene Ontology annotation, biological process: regulation of transcription by RNA polymerase II; animal organ morphogenesis. Gene Ontology annotation, molecular function: DNA-binding transcription factor activity, RNA polymerase II-specific; RNA polymerase II cis-regulatory region sequence-specific DNA binding. The record is from RefSeq and is a predicted model, not a curated record. Bases 348 to 1640 code for a protein of 430 amino acids. Gene Ontology annotation, cellular component: nucleus. Lineage: Eukaryota; Metazoa; Mollusca; Bivalvia; Myida; Dreissenidae. The transcript is spliced from 2 exons.
AAGCAUUAUUCCACGGGACAGAUUGACUUUUGUUUGUAAAUUAUUUCGCGGAUAAUUUAGAUAAGAAUAUGCGAGACAUUGGAAGAAAAUCGCCACUUUGUAUAUUUGUGUGCGUUUUGUGUAUUUGUGCGCUUUUCUAGGAUUCGGAUUCUAGUUUCAUAUUUACGCUACGCAUCAACACUGUUUGCGUUACCGUUUGAUAAUUUAAUAUAAAUAGUUUACAGUGAGAUUUCGAGAUGCAUCAACAUGGGAAUUAAUUAAAAAUAAUUAAUUCGUCUUACGCACGUGUAUUUAUUUUCGUUGUAAACUAUACUCGCGAAAAUAAACAAAACACAGAUUUGAAAACAAUGGAUGGGCCUCACUUAACCCCGGAAAUAAAACCGUUAAACGCGUUGGACCCACUGGACGACAUCGACGAAUCUAACCUCACCAAUCUGCAUGGCAACGCGGACGAAGAAGCCGACGCCGACGGGACUCACGAAUCCAGCUUAUCCGACGGCUCUGAGUGUCAGAAGACGCCAAAGAAAGCCGCCGUCGGCGUACGCCGGCAGGAGAAGCCGCCUUACUCCUACAUCGCCCUAAUCGUUAUGGCCAUUCAGGCUUCGCCGAACAAGAGAUGCACACUCAGCGAGAUUUAUCAGUUCUUGCAGCAAAGAUUUCCGUUUUUCAGAGGCUCAUACCAAGGCUGGAAAAACUCAGUGCGACAUAACCUCUCUCUUAAUGAGUGUUUUAUUAAACUACCGAAAGGUCUCGGUCGGCCCGGUAAAGGGCAUUACUGGACCAUUGAUCCGUCGGCGGAGUUCAUGUUCGAGGAAGGGUCCUUCCGGCGGCGACCGCGAGGAUUUCGCCGGAAGUGUCAGGGAUUGAAGCCGUUCGGAAUGUUUAAUAUGAAUGGAAUGGGCACACCCUCUGCCAUGCUGAGUCCGCAUUAUGACUUGUUUCAUCAAAACAACAUGGCCGCUAUGAACAUGACAUACGGUAUGAAUAGCGGUCAAAGUUAUGAUAAUACAUCGUUUCUACCUUCUAAUACAGGGUUUCAACAGUCAAGUUAUAACACCAUGCAGCAUCACACCGCGGCAAACUUGGCCAGUUGUAGUUUUAAUGUCAACGUCAAUGUUAACGGCCGUUUCGGGCCAAAUUGCGCCAUGUCUAAUGGCGUGUCCAAUAUGACAGCAGACUAUCCGUACAUGUCGAAUAUGAACGCAUCGGCGCCAUCUAUACAAUCUUCAAUGUACGACAGGGACCUCAUGUCAUCGACGUCACUUCCGGGCAACUCUUCUAUCCCCGGAAGUCAUCAGAGCCACCAAAGCGUUCCUUCCCAAUGGUCGCCGCCUCCGCCACCACAUUCUAGCGCCAUGUUGCGGUACGGCGUCAAACAGCAGCCGGUGAGCCCAGCUGGAAGUACCGGCUCAAUCCCCAGCAUGUCGCCUGGUAGCAGUGAACCCUCGCCCUAUCAAGUGAACACUACACAGACAUCUAGCGCAGAACCUGUAGAUCUGGCUUUAUCAGGAUUGCGCAUGUCAGGCCAACAAUACCAUCAGGGAUCCGCAUGUGAUCGGAAACCAUACUUCAACUACCCUCACAAUCCAUCGAAUCCGCCUUUUACACACACGCCGUAUUACGAAAAAUGUGUAAUGUAAUUAGGAUUUUUUUUAUUUGGACCAUGACCGGAACGUUAUAAAAUUGUUCUUUUGAGAGAGAAAAGUGGAAAGCAAGAAAUAGCCCUGUAAUAGUUGUGAUUGUAGCAAAUUAUUAAACGUAUGAUCUGAUGUAUUAUCUAACCCAAUUCGCAACAUGAACUAUAUUCUGUGAUUCAACACGGAAGCAAUGAAGAAAGGCGAGACAUUUAUGAAUAUGGCAUAAUGAGUAUUCAAGGCAAUCUCAUCAAUUGUGAGUGUGGGUUAUUUUGUAAGUGAAAUAAAAACGGAAUGUUCUAGGGACCUGGGUACAAUUUUUUUUUAUUACACUUCCAUUUCAGUGGCUCAGGUCACAAAAACCUCUUGCAGAGUGUACACAGCAAGAGAACUAUUUUACUUUAAUCAUACAUCUAUUAACGCAAACAUUUUUUUUUAAUUUGUUGAGUUUAAGCCUGUUUUUACUGAAGCAAACUACGAUUUGAUUUGUAAUACAAAUAUUUUUUAGUAUUUAUAAAAUCUGUUCAAAUCAGGAACGUACCUAAUAACUUACCUGUUUAAUUUUGCAUAGAUUAUCUUUGUCUCAAUAUGCAUCUUUCAACAAAACAGCAUACAGCAUGCAUUAUUAGUUAAAUUAUGCGAAUUGUAUUUAUUAGUUAAAUUAUGCGCAUUACAUUUAUAAGUGGACAUGUCAGCAUACUUACGAAUUUCCAAAUAUUUGACAUAAACAAUGAAAAAAUAAAAAAUCGGAUACUUAAGGGAGCGAAACAACACUAUGGAAAUAGACUCAUUCAUGAGGAAAGAAUAGUUUCAUUUAUGACAACAACUAUACAAUUGAUACUAUUACAUUCACGCUGCAAACGCGAUACGAUGGAAAAGAUUAAGAAUUAGUUUAUUUUAAAAAGCUGGCAUAAAAAUUAUGCGUUGACAACCCAAACGACCAAAAGGUUUAGCUACACAUGUAUAUGAAAUCCUUUAAAUCUAGAGUUCAUUGGCUUUUUUUAGUAAAAGUGUUUCUCAUAUUGAUUUUUACAUAUAGCACUAUUUCAAUUCGAGUUUCAAUUUCUUGUUAUAUGAAACUGUUGAGCUACUCCAUUUGAAAGUGUUUCUGGUCUAUUAUUAUUUUUCUAUUUCGCAUGUGAGCAAGCAUACAUGUAUUUCAUGACACAAAUAUAAUGUAUGUGCUGGCGCGACACAUGUUGAAAUAAAAGAAACACGCAUCAUGUAACGUUAUAUUAAUACAUGAAGAAAAUAUAAUUUAUUAUAUAUUGACUUUUCAUAUUGUUCAGUAAUGCACAUGCACGUAUAUAGAAAGAUGCGGAUGAUUACAUUAAUCAUACAAUUAUUUAGAAUGUUUGUACACUUAAUUAUAUUUAACUAUUGUUUUGUAAUAAAGCAUUUUAUAAUCA